GCCAACAAGUACAUGUAGUUCAAUAUGAUUACCAGUUGGUUAAACGAUAAGACAUGUGAAAGUCAUUGAAAAUACGUUCUUUAAAGUUAUGUAUGUUGUAUCGUUUAGUUAGAGCAAUACAUUUGUUGUGCUAAUUAUGUCUUCUUUGGUAUUGAGAAUUGGAAGGACGACCAAUUGUGUUCAGCACAUAUUAAAACGUGUGCAUGUCAGAUUACAGCAACCGAGAUCAUCUUUACUGACACUAGAUCCCGUGUUUAAGACAAAGCACUGCUCUGGUUCAAAGUGGGCAUUUUGUCACACUCGUUCGCUUCAUACAGGAGUUUAUUUGUGUAGUAGGAAAGAUGAGCAGAAGGACAACGAUCAGCUGUCAGUCUCCAGAAGUCCACACACUCCUCCCAGAGGGUCUGCAACACAGAAAGUUAAACAAGCUGGGAAAGAUUUCACCUAUUUGAUCGUAGUGCUCAUUGGACUUGGUGUAACAGGUGGCCUGCUGUAUGUGGUCUUUCAAGAACUAUUUUCCUCUUCAAGCCCAAGCAAAAUCUAUGGAAAAGCUUUCGAGAGGUGCAGAUCUCAUCCAGAGGUAAUUGGAGCUUUUGGAGAGCCUAUUAAAGGCUUUGGGGAAACUAGUCGACGUGGCAGAAGGCAACAAGUCAGUCAUUUGGAGUACAUGAAGGAUGGACUCAAGUACAUGCGGCUGAAAUUCUACAUUGAGGGAUCUGAACCAGGAUUGCGAGGAACCGUUCAUUCAGAAUCAAAGGAGAAUCCUGAGACUGGGAAGUAUGAAUUCCGAUAUAUUUUUGUGGAGAUAGACACAUAUCCGAGGAGAACAAUUGUCAUUGAAGACAACAGAUGAAAUGAGUUCUAAAACUGUGUUAAAUGCAUAUUGAGGAUUUUCAGUUGCAGACAAUGUUUUUCUUCUGAUAGCUGAAUUUAUACUGGUGCUCUAAUUAAUCAAAUUUGGAUUUGUCAUGCUGGAAUUUUGAUGUGUCGCAAGAUUUCGUUAUUAACUGUUGAUCUAGAAAUUGACAAAACCAAACAUUGGGCAUUUCGUACAAGGAUUUGCAUGUUUGUUUUUGUAUAAUUUGUGGUUUGCAUUAAAGAUUAACAUGGGAAAGCAUUUUAAUCCAUGUAAUGGAAAUACAGAUUAAUAAAGCUAUUUGAUACCAUUA
This is a messenger RNA of Danio aesculapii, 1169 nucleotides long. It is a transcript of the gene timm21, whose product is annotated as translocase of inner mitochondrial membrane 21. The record is from RefSeq and is a predicted model, not a curated record. NCBI's taxonomy places the organism in Eukaryota, Metazoa, Chordata, Actinopteri, Cypriniformes, Danionidae. Gene Ontology annotation, biological process: protein import into mitochondrial matrix. Gene Ontology annotation, cellular component: TIM23 mitochondrial import inner membrane translocase complex. Bases 137 to 853 code for a protein of 238 amino acids. The transcript has 6 exons.